Messenger RNA from Gossypium raimondii (Peruvian cotton), 513 nucleotides. RefSeq names its product non-specific lipid-transfer protein-like. NCBI's taxonomy places the organism in Eukaryota, Viridiplantae, Streptophyta, Magnoliopsida, Malvales, Malvaceae. The transcript has 2 exons. The record is from RefSeq and is a predicted model, not a curated record. Gene Ontology annotation, cellular component: membrane. Bases 26 to 373 code for a protein of 115 amino acids. Gene Ontology annotation, molecular function: lipid binding. Gene Ontology annotation, biological process: lipid transport.
CCCAAAAAACACCCAAUUGACCACCAUGUUUAAAUUAAUCAACAUCCUAACCAUCCUUGUGCUACUUACAUUUAGUUCGGAAAUUGCAGAUGCCGCACCUCCGUGCCAGGAGGUUAUCGUGUCGAUUACCCCUUGCUUGAGCUUCAUAAAAGGCCAACCCGAUCCGGCACCACGAUGUUGUUGGGGUGCUAAAGGGCUUGCUAAGCAAGCUAACACCAAACUAGAUAGGCAAGGAAUAUGCGAGUGCCUUAAAGGUGUAUUGCCAAAAAUAGGACCAUAUGACCCUAAAAGAUUCCCUCUUAUUGCCCAGAAAUGUGGUAUCAAUACUUUAAUUCCUCCAAUUUCUGCCACUACUGAUUGCACCAAGGUGUGAAGAGUGAAGUGGGGGAAAUGUGAAAAUGAAGAGCAUGCCAAAUGAAUAAAAAAAUGGGCAGAACUUUUCAUAAAAUGAUCUGUAAUCAACCCCUUGUAUUGCACUUAAGUUAUGAUUAAUUAAAUAAUAAUUACAAUUAA